Chanos chanos (milkfish) is the source of this 6201-nucleotide messenger RNA. RefSeq names its product protocadherin Fat 4-like. Gene Ontology annotation, cellular component: plasma membrane. The transcript has 5 exons. The record is from RefSeq and is a predicted model, not a curated record. Gene Ontology annotation, molecular function: calcium ion binding. Gene Ontology annotation, biological process: homophilic cell-cell adhesion. NCBI's taxonomy places the organism in Eukaryota, Metazoa, Chordata, Actinopteri, Gonorynchiformes, Chanidae. The coding region runs from base 1 to 6201 and encodes 2066 amino acids.
AUGGAAAACCGAAAACAAAGGCGCAGACUGAAGUACUGGUGGAUUGGCCUGCAUUUCUCCUUUAUGUUAUGUUUCGGGAGGCAGGUGUCGGCUCAGAUAAGGUACUCUUUUCCAGAGGAAGUGAAAGAGGGAUUCGUUGUGGGAAACAUUGCUGAGGAUUUGGGUAUUGAUGUCAGCACGUUGGUGGACAGGCGUUUCCGUAUCGUUUCUGGAUUUAAAGACGAUCUUUUCCAGGUAAAUCAAAGCAAUGGUAAAUUAUACAUCUCUAAGAAAGUCGACAGAGAGGAACUGUGCUAUGGAAAUGAAGACUGUCUGAUAACCUUGAAACUAGUUGUUGAAAAUCCACUAGAAGUGCAUCACGCUGAGUUAGAAAUAGUUGACAUCAACGACCAUUUUCCCAGUUUCCCAGCGAAGGAACAGCUUUUGAAAAUUUCAGAAAACACACUUCCUGGGGCUGAUUAUCAGUUGCUGGCUGCACGCGAUCCAGAUACUGGGGAGCAUGCUGUACGUUUUUACAAAUUAAGCAAGGACGACCACUUCGAUAUUAGUAUUAGAGAGAGUGAAGAUGACAAACUUCCUUUUUUGAUUUUAAAGAAACCACUUGAUAGGGAAAUUAAGACCAACCAUCGGUUGCUUUUAACAGCGCAAGAUGGGGGCACUCCUCCAAGAUCAGGCACUCUCAACAUAACCAUUACAGUUCUCGAUACAAAUGACAAUCGUCCUGUGUUUAGUCAGGACACUUAUUCCGUGACAUUGCAGGAAAAUGCAGCUAAAGGUACGAUUGUAAUACAGUUAAACGCGACAGAUUUGGAUGAGGGUGUGAACGGUGACGUUGAAUACAGUUUUGGCAAAAUGUUAAUGGGAAGCAUUCUAGAUGUCUUUUAUUUGGAUAGCAUUACCGGUGAAAUACUUGUAAACGAUGAGGUGGACUUUGAGGAAACGGAAGUUUUUAAACUGGAUGUACAGGCUUCGGAUAAAGGGCAACCACCUAUGUCUGCUAACUGUAGAGUCGUUAUAAAAGUUAUUGAUAUAAACGACAACAGUCCACAGAUUGAUAUUACAUCACUGUCUAAUGACGUUCCAGAGGACUCGAAGCCAGGAACUGUAAUUUCUCUCAUAAGUUUAACGGAUAAAGAUUCUGGAGUAAACGGUAAAGUGCUCUGUACUUUAACAGAAAAUGUACCUUUUGAAUUAAAACCGUCGUUUAGAGACAAUAUGUAUUCAUUAGUAACUAAGGAAAGCCUGGAUAGAGAACAAACACCUCGUUAUGACAUCACAAUUACAGCGACUGACUUUGGCCAGCCUCCCCUGUCCGCAUUUGAAACACUGAGCGUACAGGUGUCAGAUGUUAAUGACAACAGACCAGAGUUUUCGCAGAAUCCACUUGAGUUGUAUUUGAUGGAGAACAACAGUCCAGGUAUGUCCAUAUGUUCAGUGACUGCUUCCGACAAAGACUUAAAAGAAAACGCUGUGAUCUCAUAUCACAUGAUUAGAGGAGACGGGACACAAAAUGAUAUGACAUCUUUUCUCAAUAUCAAUUCUGAAAGCGGAGAUAUCUAUGCGUUAAAGAGCUUUGACUAUGAGACCACAAAGACUUUUGGUUUUCAAGUAGUUGCAGCAGAUUCGGGUACUCCGCCACUUAGCAGUAAUGUAACCGUAAAGGUCUUCAUUCUGGACGAGAACGACAACGCUCCAGUCAUCUUGUCGCCAGUUAGCACAAACGGUUCUGCUGAAGCAGUAGAGGAGAUUCCCCGAAAUGUGAACGCAGGCCAUUUGGUAACUAAAGUCAGAGCAUAUGACGCUGAUAUAGGAUACAACGGCUGGUUACUGUUUUCGUUGCAAGAAAUUUCUGACCACAGUCUCUUUAGUUUAGACCGCUACACAGGACAAAUAAGGACCCUUCGCUCAUUCACAGAAACAGACGAGUCUGAGCAUAAACUGGUCAUAGUGGUCAAAGACAACGGAAACGUGUCUCGCUCAGCAACGGCAACUGUUAUUAUAAAGGCUGUGGAGCCCAAAGAAGCUUUUGCGGCCUCUGAUGUUAAAAGCACAGUAAAAGAAGAUGAGGAGAGCAACGUCGUAUUUUAUUUGAUCAUCACCUUGGGCUCAGUUUCAGCGCUCUUUCUCAUUAGUAUAACUGUAUUGAUUGUAAUGCAAUGCACCAAAUCUACAGACAAUCCCUCCAAGUAUUUACAAGACACAAGUUACGACGGAACACUGUGUCACAGCAUCCAGUACAGAUCCGGAGACAAACGAUACAUGUUAGUUGGGCCCAGAAUGAGUAUCGGUUCUACUAUCGUCCCAAGCAGCAAUGGAAAUACUCUGGUGGUGCCAGAUCGUAGGAGAAGAGGCUCUGGAGAGGUAAGUAUAAGAUACUCUGUUCCAGAGGAAAUGAAAGAGGGAUCGGUUGUGGGAAACAUUGCCAGCGAUUUGGGUCUUGAUGUCAGUACUUUGGUGGAGAGACGGUUCCGUAUCGUCUCUGGAUCCAAGGAUGCACUUUUCCGGCUAAAUCAUAACAAUGGUCUUCUGUAUGUCCAUAAGAAAAUCGACAGGGAGCAGCUGUGUGAUAGUGACGUUGCCUGUUUGAUAAACCUAAAAAUCGUUGUUGAAAACCCACUAGAGAUUCAUUAUGUUGGUGUAGAAAUUACUGACAUUAAUGAUAACUCUCCAAGCUUUCCAGAGAAAGAGCAACAUUUUGAAAUAGCUGAACACACUUCUCUGGGGACGCGCUUCCAGGUUGAAGCAGCGCGAGAUCCUGAUGUUGGGAUCAAUUCAGUGCGAUCUUACAGGUUAAGCCGAAAUGAAAACUUCGCUAUCGAUGUUCGAGACAGCGAUGAGGAUAAACUUUUGUUUUUAGUUUUGAAGAAAGCCCUUGAUAGGGAACACAAAAGUAACUACUCGCUAAUUUUAACAUGUUUUGACGGUGGGAAUCCACCGAGGUCAGGUUCGAUGAACAUCACUAUCACAGUUCUUGAUUCUAAUGACAAUCGUCCAAUAUUCAGUGAAGAGAUCUAUUCCGUGACAUUACAAGAAAAUGUCCCAAACGGAACGGUUGUGAUCAAGCUCAAUGCCACGGAUUUGGACGAAGGUGAAAUAAUUGUCAAGGGAGACAUAGAUUUCGAGGACAGUGAGGUCUACAAAUUAGAUAACCCUUUUGAACUUUACUUAGCGGAGAAUAACGUAGCAGGUGCGUCCAUAUUCUCUGUCAGUGCCACCGACAAAGACUUGAAUGAAAAUGCUGUGAUCUCAUAUCACAUUAUUCGAGGUGAUGCCGCGCCAAAUGAUAUGACAUCUUUCCUAAAUAUAAACUCUGAGUCCGGAAAUAUUCAUGCGUUAAAGACCUUUGACUUCGAAACUUCGAAGAUGUUUCAGUUUCACGUGAUGGCUAGGGACUCUGGGACUCCAUCAUUAAGUAGCAACGUAACAGUGUACGUGUAUAUUCUUGACGAGAAUGACAACGCUCCGGUGAUCUUGUCUCCAGUCAGCACAAACGGUUCUGCUGAAACAGUAGAGGAGAUUCCCCGAAAUGUGAACGCAGGCCAUUUGGUGACUAAAGUCAGAGCAUAUGACGCUGAUAUUGGAUACAACGGCUGGUUGUUAUUUUCGCUGAAGGAAGUAACUGACCACAGUCUCUUUGGUUUGGACCGCUACACAGGGCAGAUAAGAACCCUUCGCUCAUUCACAGAGACAGACGAGGCACAGCACAAACUGGUCAUAGUGGUCAAAGACAACGGGAACGUUUCACUUUCAGCGACAGCAACUGUGAUUAUAAAGGCUGUGGAGCCAAAAGAAGCGUUUGCGGCUUCUGAUUUCACGAUGGGAGACGGAAGACAAAGGGAAGGCAAACGGGAAUUCUGGUGGAUUACUGUUCGUUUCGUUUUGUUGUUGUGUCUCGGGAAGCAGGUUUCUACUCAGAUAAGGUACUCUAUUCCAGAAGAGCUGGAAGAGGGAUCCACUGUGGGAAAUAUUGCUAAGGAUUUGGGACUUGAUGUUGGUACUUUAGUGGAGAGGCGGUUCCGUAUAGUUUCUGGAUCUAAGGAUGCUCUUUUUCAGGUAAAUCAGAAGAAUGGCGUCUUGUAUGUUUAUAAGAAAAUAGACAGAGAGGAGUUGUGCAAUGGUAAUGUUGCAUGUUCGAUGAACCUGAAAGUUGUUGUGGAACAUCCCCUUGAAAUACAUAAUGUCGGAGUGGAAGUGACUGAUACUAACGACAAUGCCCCUAGUUUUACUGAAAAGGGGAAACGGUUAGAAAUAGCGGAAUCAGCCUCUCGAGGGACUCGUUUCCAGUUGCAGGCUGCGCGUGAUCCUGAUGCUGGAAUAAAUUCAGUUCGCCUGUAUAAACUGAGCCAAAAUGAACAUUUUGAAUUGGAGAUAAGGGACAGGGGAGAGGACAAACUACCCUUCUUAGUUUUACAGAAACCUCUUGAUCGGGAACACAACGCUCAGCAUAAUUUAAUUUUAACUGCCUUUGACGGAGGUCAUCCACCUAAAUCCGGAUCUAUGAACAUCACAGUUCUUGUUCUUGAUGUAAAUGAUAACCGUCCUAUUUUUGGUCAGGAGGUCUACACGACGCAAUUGAAUGAAAAUAUCGCGCUGGGAACAAUAGUGAUACAAAUUGCAGCAACUGACAUGGAUGAUGGUGCUAACGGUGACGUCUCAUACGCAUUUGGAAGUGAUCAGAAUCUCAAUGUAUAUGAUGUUUUUAGUUUGGAUAGCACCACAGGAGAAAUACGAGUUACAGGUGAGAUCGAUUUUGAAAAAAAUACUAUUUAUAAAUUGGACAUUCAGGCAUCUGACAACGGGCAACCUCCCCUGACAACAGAUUGCAGAGUUGUAAUCAAAAUAUUAGAUGUAAAUGAUAACACACCUACGAUCGACGUGACGUCACUAUCUAAGGAAGUUUCUGAGGAUUCAAAGCCAGGAACGGUCGUUUCACUCAUCAGUGUUACAGAUAAAGACUCUGGUAUUAAUGGUAGGGUAAAGUGUAGCCUUUCAGAAAACACACCGUUUGAGCUUAAACAGUCAGGACAAGAUAAUAUGUAUUCAUUAGUGACCAAAGAGCCCUUAGACAGAGAACUCGUGUCUAAUUAUGUCAUCACAAUAACAGCUACUGAUUUGGGUCAACCUCCUCUCUCUACAUUUAAAACACUAAGUGUGCAGGUGUCAGAUGUUAAUGAUUACAGACCAGAGUUUUCCCAUAAUCCUAUUGAGCUAUACGUAGUUGAAAACAAUCGCCCAGGUGCUUCUAUAUUCUCUGUGAGUGCUUCUGACAAAGACUUGAAUGAAAAUGCUCUGAUCUCAUACAACAUUAUAAGAGGUGACGGAACACAGAAUGAUAUGACAUCUUUUCUCAGUGUCAACGCUGAGAACGGAAUUAUUCGUGCACUAAAAAGCUUUGACUAUGAAAGUAUAAAGACUUUCAGUUUUCAUUUAGUUGCCACAGAUGCGGGUACUCCAUCACUUAGCAGCAAUGUGACAAUUAACGUGUUUAUUCUGGAUGAGAAUGACAAUGCGCCAAUGAUCUUGUCCCCUGUCAGCACUAACGGCUCUGCUGAAGGUGUGGAAGAGAUUCCCCGCAAUGUGAACGCAGGCCACCUGGUGGCAAAAGUGAAAGCAUAUGAUGCUGACGUGGGAUACAAUGGCUGGUUAUUAUUUUCACUGCAGAAAGUUACUGACCACAGUCUCUUUAGUUUAGACCGUUAUACAGGACAGAUAAGGACCCUUCGCUCAUUCACAGAGACAGACGAGGCUGAGCAUAAACUGGUCAUAGUGGUCAAAGACAAUGGGAACGUUUCUCUUUCAGCCACAGCGACUGUCAUUAUCAAGGUUGUGGAGCCCAAAGAAGCUUUUGCAGCUUCUGAUGUCAAAAGCACAAUGAAAGGCGACGAAGAAAACAACGUGACAUUUUAUUUGAUCAUUACCUUGGGCUCAGUUUCAGCACUUUUUCUCAUCAGUAUCAUUGUGUUGAUUGUGAUGCAGUGCUCAAAACCAACUGACUAUUCCUCCAAGUAUUUACAAGAUACAGAUUACGACGGAACACUGUGUCACAGCAUCCAGUACAGAUCAGGGGAAAAACGAUACAUGUUAGUUGGGCCCAGAAUGAGUAUUGGUUCUACCCAAGUCCCUGGGAGCAAUGGAAAUACUCUUGUCUUACCGGACUGCAGGGGAAGAGAAUCUGGAACGGUAAGGCCUCAUUACUUUUAG